Messenger RNA from Seriola aureovittata, 4239 nucleotides. RefSeq names its product ArfGAP with SH3 domain, ankyrin repeat and PH domain 2b (gene asap2b). The record is from RefSeq and is a predicted model, not a curated record. Lineage: Eukaryota; Metazoa; Chordata; Actinopteri; Carangiformes; Carangidae. The transcript is spliced from 28 exons. Gene Ontology annotation, biological process: positive regulation of GTPase activity. Gene Ontology annotation, molecular function: GTPase activator activity; protein binding. Bases 353 to 3403 code for a protein of 1016 amino acids. Gene Ontology annotation, cellular component: cytoplasm.
CCUCAGGUGUCUGAAGCAGGAGGACGGAGGAAUGUGACGGGACGAUCCGUGCGCUGCACCGGGCCUCACCCCAACCUCAACCUCUACUGCGGACCAGGUCAUGGAAAUAAAACCUCAGUACCCGACCCGGAGUGGAUUCAAAGUCUGACCGAAGCCUUCAGCUAUGAGGAGGAGCGCGUCCUGGACCCAGGAGAGGAUCUUUGGUGGCAGUUUCUGACAGUUUGGAUCAGUUUGAGUCAGUCCAGGUGUGGCUGCUGUACCUGAGGCUGCGGCGGGUUUGACUCUGUAUUAGUGUAAGAGUUUCUAGAGUUCCUCCGCUUCAGGACGGAUUGUGUGUUUCGGGGGGAUCAACAUGCCGGAGCUGAUCAGUGUGACAGAGUUUAUUGCAGAGACUAAUGAGGACUACAAAGCUCCAACCACCUCCAACUUCACCACCCGGAUGUCCCACUGCAGGAACGCGGUGGCGGGUCUGGAGGAGGCUCUGGACGUGGAGCGAUCAGUCCUGCACAAGAUCAAGAAGUCGGUGAAAGCCAUCCACACGUCUGGUCUGGCUCAUGUGGACUAUGAGGAGCAAUACGUCCAGGCCAUGGAGAAGUUCGGGGACAACUGCGUCUCCAGACAGGACUCCGAGGUUGGCUCCGCAUUCAUCAAGUUUGCCGUCUUCACCAAAGAGCUGACGGCGCUCUUCAAAAACCUGUUGCAGAACAUGAACAACAUCAUCACCUUCCCUCUGGACAGUCUGCUGAAGGGAGACCUGAAAGGAGUCAAAGGGGAUCUGAAGAAGCCGUUCGACAAAGCCUGGAAGGACUAUGAGACCAAACUAGCAAAGAUUGAGAAGGAGAAGAGGGAGCACGCCAAGCAGCACGGGAUGAUUCGGACCGAGUUCCAUGGAGGCGAAAUCGCAGAGGACAUGGAGAAGGAGAGGCGAAUCUUCCAGCUGCAGAUGUGCGAGUAUCUCCUCAAAGUGAACGAGAUCAAGGUGAAGAAAGGCGUCGACUUCCUCCAGAACCUCAUCAAGUAUUUCCACGCUCAGUGCAAUUUUUUCCAGGACGGACUGAAAGCUGUGGAGAGUCUGAAACCCCACGUAGAGAAACUGGCCACAGACCUGACCACGAUUAAACAGACUCAGGAUGGAGAGAGGAAACAGCUGGCUCAGCUCCGAGACGUCCUCAAGGCUUCACUGCAGUCGGAGCAGAAGGAGGACUCCCAGGCGAAGCAGAGCGCAGGUUACAGCCUCCAUCAGCUGCAGGGAAACAAGGCCCACGGCACCGAACGCUCCGGAGUCCUCUACAAGAGAAGUGAGGGACUGAGGAAGGUGUGGCAGAAGAGGAAGUGCUCGGUGAGGAACGGUUUCCUCACCAUCUGCCACGGCACGGCUAACAGACCUCCAGCCAAACUCAACCUGCUCACCUGCCAGGUGAAGCGGAAUCCAGACGAGAAAAAGAGCUUCGAUCUGUUCUCACACGACAGAACCUAUCACUUCCAGGCCGAGGACGAGGCGGAGUGUCAGGUCUGGGUGUCAGUGCUGCAGAACAGCAAGGAGGAAGCGCUCAACAAGGCCUUCAAAGGAGACCAGGACGAGGGAGAGAACAACAUCGUCCAGGAGCUGACCAAGGCCAUCGUAGGAGAGGUGAAGAGGAUGAGCGGCAACGACGGCUGCUGCGACUGUGGAGCGCCCGCCCCCACCUGGCUGUCCACCAACCUCGGGGUGCUGAUCUGCAUCGAAUGCUCAGGGAUCCACAGGGAGAUGGGGGUCCACUACUCCAGGAUCCAGAGUCUGGAUCUGGACGUCCUGGGAACCUCUGAGCUGCUGUUGGCGAAGAACGUGGGAAACGCGAGCUUCAACGAGAUCAUGGAGGCAGACCUAUCGGUGCAGGGCGUAACCAAACCUGAUCCGAGCAGCGACAUGCAGAUGAGGAAGGACUACAUCACAGCCAAGUACACAGAGAAGCGCUUCACUCAGAGGCUUUGUGCCGACGCUGCGUCCAGACUGCAGGUUUUAUACGAGGCCGUCAGGAACAGAGACAUCCUGUCUCUGAUCCAGGUCUACGCUGAGGGUGUGGACCUGAUGGAGGCCAUGUCACAGCCCAAUGAACACGAACUGGGAGAGACGGUGCUCCACCUGGCGGUCCGGAUGGUCGACAGAAACUCGCUCCAUAUCGUCGACUUCCUCGCUCAGAACAGCGCUAACCUGGACAAGCAGACGGCCAAGGGAAGCACUGCGCUGCAUUACUGCUGCCUGACCGACAACAGCGAGUGUCUCAAACUGCUGCUGAGAGGAAAAGCUUCCGUCGCCAUCACAAACGAAGCCGGAGAGACGCCACUGGACAUCGCCAAACGCCUCCGACACACUCAGUGUGAAGAACUGCUGACUCAGGCUCAGACCGGAAAGUUUAACGUCCACGUUCACGUCGAGUACGAGUGGCGUCUCCAGAAUGAGGACCUGGACGAGAGCGAGGACGAGAUGGAGGACAAGCCCAUUCCCAACCGUCGUGAGGAGCGCCCGGUCAGCUGCUUCCUGCCGGGCAGCGGCCCCAUGCAGCCCAACCUGGCGGCGCUGGCCCGGGACGCCGCCAGUCUAGUGCGGGACAAGCAGAGGCCUCAGGUCCCCAGCACCUUAAUCAGUAACGAGACGUACGGCACCAUGCUGGACCUCAACCUGCCGCCACCGGGACCGACACCCCCGCUGCCACCCAGAGUGCCCCACAGAGGUCACAGUAAACCUGCUGCCAUGGAAACCCUAGGAAGACAGCGGUCGUCCUCUGACCCCCCAAACCCUCAGGCCCCUGAGAGGAACUCCUCCAUGUAUGUGCCCCCACCAGCAGCUCCUCCUCCAGUGAACAAGAAGCCCAGUAUGUUGGAGACCAAGACCGUGUCGGCCAGGAACACCCCCCUCCCUCCUCUGCCUACUGCAACAGCACCUGGACUCUCCUCUGUCCCCCCAGCUCCACCAGCCCCACCACCACCCGCCAUCCCACCACCACCCCACUACAAAGCUCCACCUCUUCCCCCACCAGUCCCCGUUCACAAGACCAGCAGACCACCAGGACCAUCAGGACCCAAGACUCCUCAAUCAGCCACCGGAUUGGUGAAACAUCCUCCACAGAGGCCUCCUGUCAGGACUGUAUCUGUGGACAAACGAGGUUCUCAGUCCAAAUCCCCCCAAAGUCCGGCUCCUCCAACACCCAAACCCAGAAGCACCUUCUCUAAGCAGAAGCCUCAGAGAGUGAAGGCCAUCUACAACUGUUCAGCUGAUAAUCCAGACGAGCUGACGUUCAUUGAGGGGGAGGUGAUCGUGGUGGAGGGGGAGGAGGACAGCGAGUGGUGGUUCGGUCACAUUGAAGGAGAGCCGACCAGACAGGGCGUGUUUCCUGUCACCUUCGUUCACUUCAUCACAGAGUGACAUCAGGUGUGAACGGAGACAAUUCCCGCCUCCUGUUGUUCGACGGCACGGCGCAGUCUGAGCAGAAACAAGCAGGACAAAGACUCAGAGUCUUCGCCCUCCUCCUGGAUCAACGAGGGAGCUCGAGCUCGACCCGAGACCCAAAAUUUAAAUGAACUAAAACAGACUGAAGCUGCUUUUUCUGCCACUUGAUGCCUUCAUUUCCUCUCAGAUGUUGCAAAUUUAAACCGUGAGAUCUGAGCUCAUAUUGUUUUUGUCUGUGUUGCUUUCAAACUCACAGAACUUUAUUUUUAAAUUCUAGUGGAGAUCUGAAACUUUCGAAAAAGAUCCCAAAUCUGUCAGGUUAAAUUCACUGGAAAUAUGUUUAAUACGAUGCAGCAGAAAUAAAGAAAAAACGUGGAAUGAAUUGAAAUAUUUAUCUCGGUGAAAACUUCACAGAGCUUCAGUGAAGAGCUGCAACAACAUGAUACAUGAUAUACACUGUAUGGCCAAAUGUAUGUGGACAGUAGAGGCUCUUAUAGUGUCACAAUCUUGUUUCAGGAGCUGUCCUCAUACUUUUGGCCACGUCUGUGAUACAACUUGUGCUGCUGGUAUCAAACCUGUGACGUUACAACCCAGAAAUCCUCUGAUCUGAUCUGUGUUUUCUGUUUUGAUCACAAAUGUCUGUGAUUCCAGUUUUGGCUGGAAAAUGAUUUUUAUAGUUUUAACUUGUUUUGCUGAAGGGCUGCAAGUUCACUGUAUUAGCUGGAGGGUAAAAUACAAACGUCCACUUUGAUUUUACUUUACUCUUAAAAGCACUGUGCCAUUAAAAACAUGAAAAUACUCCUUUAAAAUAA